AUGUCCAUGUACUUUGUGGAUGAGCCGAUGUUUGAGGACGAUGUCUUCCGUCAGAGAUAUCGUAUGUCGAGGAGGUUAUUUUUGAAAAUCGUUGAAGAUAUCACUGCAUCAUUUCCAUGGUUUCGGUUUUCAGCGAAUGCGGCGGGUAUUAGAGGGUUCUUGGCAAUUCAAAAGUGCACGUGCGCACUACGGAAACUAGCGUACGGCAACCUGGCCGGCAACUAUGAUGAAGGGUUGUCGUUCUCUACUAGAACGACACGUGAGUUUCUAGACAACUUUUACAUCGCCAUAAAGCAUCUUUAUGGUGAAGAGUAUUUGCGUUCUCCGACUAGCCACGAUGUUGCGCGUUUAUAUGAGGAGCAUGAAGCUAGACAUCAUUUUCCUGGCAUGAUCGGUAGCAUUGACUGGUCAAACAAUGACAUCAAUGUUUUGAAGCAAUCGCCAUUAUUUAUUCCCCAAGUGAAUGGGAAGUCUCCUAAGUAUGAGUUUAACGUAAACGGGUAUCGUUACAAUAGAGUAUACUAUCUAGGGGAUGGUAGUUACCCACCUUGGUCUUGUUUUGUGAAGGCGUAUGCUUAA
Erigeron canadensis is the source of this 579-nucleotide messenger RNA. RefSeq lists its product as uncharacterized. The record is from RefSeq and is a predicted model, not a curated record. Lineage: Eukaryota; Viridiplantae; Streptophyta; Magnoliopsida; Asterales; Asteraceae. The transcript is spliced from 2 exons. The coding region runs from base 1 to 579 and encodes 192 amino acids.